GAUUGUUUUCUUGUUUCUUUCGGCGGAACUUAAAAGUAUAAAAACGAAGAAAUUCUUCUACGCCGUUGCAUUUUCUUCAAUGUGCUUUUAAAAUGCAAGUCGUGAAAGUCCUAUGGGCUUUUCUUUGGAUCCUUCCCAAGGCCCUGGGAAAGGACUUCUGUGCGGGGCAAUCGUUUGGAUCCAGAGCAGUCGACUCCGCAGAUCCCCAAUCGUAUUACCUCUGCCUUGGUUUCAUUGGCCCUAUAAAAAAUACUUGCAAGAAUGGAUACUUGUUCGAUGCUCAAACGCAGGGAUGUGUGAUUAUGAACAAUGCAACUCAAUCUAUCAAAAAAUCAGAUGAUAAUAAGAAGGAAGUUAACAUCAAGCAAAAUAUCAGCGUGGAUAGACCCGUUAUAUUCAACAUUUUCGGAAACUUCAAUUUCUUCGCCAAUCUGUGGGGCAAUUCUCAUGAGGCAACUCCUUCGCCCUUGAAACCCAACCCAAUUGCCCAUUUCCAAUUUAUUAACAGUGCCGUUGGAGUUGAACCUUUGUCGCAGGAUAAUCUUGCUGAGAAGGAUAAGAAGGAUAUUAUAUUCAGCUCUUUGGAUUCAUCCCCAGCUGAAGGUGCAACAGAUGGUUCGACGCAGGAAUCCUCCACACGAGUGCCGGAAGAUGCUUCAUCGACUGCAUCUAUACAAGAAAGUUCCACACAAGAAAGUCGCUCAAGCACAGAAGCAUCCUUAGAUGAUAUAAUAUGGAGCUCUGAAAGUAUCGUGCCUACGGAAUCAUCAACAUCCAUUAUUUCAAGUUCGACGGAAGAUAGUUGGUCAAGCUCGGAAAGUCCUGUGUCCACCGAACCAUCUACAGGAGCGACAGAUAAUUCUUCGUCAACAGAAUCUUUUCCAGAUAGUACCCAAGAAAGUAGCUCAAGCUCACAAAGCCCUGUUUCUUUUGAAUUAUUUACAGAAGCGACAAAUGAGUCAUCAUCCUCAGAAUCUUUACCAAAUAGUUCGACUCAGGAUAGUAGCUCAAGCACUGAAAGUUCUUUCUACACAGAAUCAUCUACAGAUGCGACUGAUGAAUCUCCUUCAACAGAAUCUCAACCAGAUAGUUCGACCCAAGAAAUUAGCUCAAGCACGGAAGGUCCUUUGACUACUGAAUCAUCUACAGAACCUUCUAAUGAGUCUUCCUCUACAGAAUCUUCACAAGAUAGUACGACACAAGAAAGUAGCUCAAGCACUGAAGGUCCUUUGACUACUGAAUCAUCUACAGAACCUUCUAAUGAGUCUUCCUCUACAGAAUCUUCACAAGAUAGUACGACUCAAGAAAGUAGCUCUAGCACUGAAGGUCCUUUGACUACUGAAUCAUCUACAGAACCUUCUAAUGAGUCGUCCUCUACAGAAUCUUCACAAGAUAGUACGACACAAGAAAGUAGCUCAAGCACUGAAGGUCCUUUGACUACUGAAUCAUCUACAGAACCUUCUAAUGAGUCUUCCUCUACAGAAUCUUCACAAGAUAGUACGACUCAAGAAAGUAGCUCUAGCACUGAAGGUCCUUUGUCUACUGAAUCAUCUACAGAACCUUCUAAUGAGUCUUCCUCUACAGAAUCUUCACAAGAUAGUACGACUCAAGAAAGUAGCUCUAGCACUGAAGGUCCUUUGUCUACUGAAUCAUCUACAGAACCUUCUAAUGAGUCUUCCUCUACAGAAUCUUCACAAGAUAGUACGACUCAAGAAAGUAGCUCUAGCACUGAAGGUCCUUUGACUACUGAAUCAUCUACAGAACCUUCUAAUGAGUCGUCCUCUACAGAAUCUUCACAAGAUAGUACGACACAAGAAAGUAGCUCAAGCACUGAAGGUCCUUUGACUACUGAAUCAUCUACAGAACCUUCUAAUGAGUCUUCCUCUACAGAAUCUUCACAAGAUAGUACGACACAAGAAAGUAGCUCAAGCACUGAAGGUCCUUUGACUACUGAAUCAUCUACAGAACCUUCUAAUGAGUCUUCCUCAACAGAAUCUUCACAAGAUAGUACGACUCAAGAAAGUAGCUCUAGCACUGAAGGUCCUUUGUCUACUGAAUCAUCUACAGAACCUUCUAAUGAGUCUUCCUCUACAGAAUCUUCACAAGAUAGUACGACCCAAGAAAGUAGCUCUAGCACUGAAGGUCCUUUGUCUACUGAAUCAUCUACAGAACCUACUAAUGAGUCUUCCUCUACAGAAUCUUCACUAGAUAGUACGACUCAAGAAAGUAGCUCAAGCACUGAAGGUCCUUUGACUACUGAAUCAUCUACAGAACCUUCUAAUGAGUCUUCCUCUACAGAAUCUUCACAAGAUAGUACGACACAAGAAAGUAGCUCAAGCACUGAAGGUCCUUUGACUACUGAAUCAUCUACAGAACCUUCUAAUGAGUCUUCCUCUACAGAAUCUUCACAAGAUAGUACGACUCAAGAAAGUAGCUCUAGCACUGAAGGUCCUUUGUCUACUGAAUCAUCUACAGAACCUUCUAAUGAGUCGUCCUCUACAGAACCUUCACAAGAUAGUACGACACAAGAAAGUAGCUCUAGCACUGAAGGUCCUUUGUCUACUGAAUCAUCUUCAGAAGCUAAUGAGUCUUCCUCUACAGAAUCUUCACAAGAUAGUACGACUCAAGAAAGUAGCUCUAGCACUGAAGGUCCUUUGUCUACUGAAUCAUCUACAGAACCUGCUAAUGAAUCUUCCUCUACAGAAUCUUCACAAGAUAGUACGACCCAAGAAAGUAGCUCUAGCACUGAAGGUCCUUUGUCUACCGAGUCAUCUACAGAAGUCACAGAGGAGCCAUCGCCAACAGAGCCUUUACCAAACAGUUCGACGCGAGAAACUCCAUGUACCACCGAUAAUCCCUCUAGCUCUGAGCCUUCGCCAAGUACCCCAGGUGAUGAUGGCAACCCCGGAAACAGUGGAUCUGAGAAUGGAAACUCAUCCACAAGUGGAGCUCCAUGUACCACCGAUAAUCCCUCAAGCCCAGAAUCUUCACCAAGUACCCCUAAAAAUGAUGACGACUCCGGAAACAGUGGGUCUGAAAGCGGAAUCACUUCCACUAGUGGAUCUCCAUGUACCACCGAUAAUCCCUCUAGCUCUGAGCCUUCGCCAAGUACCCCAGGAAAUGAUGGCAACCCUGGAAACAGUGGAUCUGAGAAUGGAAACUCCUCCACAAGUGGAGCUCCAUGUACCACCGAUAAUCCCUCAAGCCCAGAAUCUUCGCCAAGUACCCCGAAAAAUGAUGACGACACCGGAAACAGUGGGUCUGAAAGCGAAAUCACUUCCACUAGUGGAGCUCCGUAUACGACCGAUAAUCCAGCAAUCCCAAAGCCCUCGCCAAGUGCCCCGGAAAAUCCUGGAGAUUCCGGAAACAGUUCAUCGGAAUCUCCGCCUGCAGGCACGACUCCAUGUACGCCCAAUCCACCAACAAAGAGUACCACAAGUUCGUAUACCGCCCAUCCGACUGCAAAAUAUUCAACCGAGGGUAAUAAAUCUGGAACCUCAACUUUAAGACCCCCAACUGGAACGACCCCUGGUCAUCAAGAAGAAAGAACUGACUGUAGCAAGAUGCCGAAUGGAGUCUUUCUGCGGGACUUACAGUCAUGCAAUAAAUAUUAUGUAUGUCUAAAUGGUAAAGCAAUUGCUGGCCACUGUCCCAGAAAUCUGCACUUCGACAUUAAGAGGAAAGUCUGUAAUUUUCCCAGUCUAGUGGAUUGCCCACUCGAUGAGGCCCCAGAAAAUGUAACGCAAACGCCCUCGGACACCGAAUCGCCUCCCGACUGUAAGUCCUUGCGGAAUGGCGCCUAUGUUAGAGAUCCAAAGUCAUGCAGCAGGUUUUAUGUUUGUGCCAAUGGACGGGCAAUACCUCGCCAGUGUCCCCAGGGUCUACACUUUGACAUAAAAUCCAACUUUUGUAACUACCCAAUCUUGGUGCAGUGCUCCUUGGAGGAAUCUCAGGCUGAUGCACACGGAGCAUUGCUGGCGGAGGGAGUCCCCGACUGCACCAAAGUGAAAGAGGAUACACGAUUUGGAGACGUCAAGCAGCAUAACAAGUAUUAUGUUUGCUUGAAGGGUAAAGCGGUUUUGCAUUACUGCAGUCCGGGAAAUUGGUUCGACCUUCGCAGCCAGAAAUGCAUUGACCAGCGCCUGGCUAAGGUGACCUAAGCAUUCGUUACAUAUUAGAGGCAUUAUCCAUAAUCUAGGCUUAGAAAUGUGGUGAAAGGGUUUUGAAUAUAAGUAUAUAUAUACAAUGGGUUGAUGGGUAAAAUUACUUGCAUUAUACUAUUUUAGAGUGGUUACUGACACAGAAGUUACAAGCAGACUCUAAUGCGAUCUAGCCAGUUGAAGUGUUCAAUAAAUUACUUUAUCUGUCGAAUAAAGUACAUGUAAAGAAUUUG
Molecule: messenger RNA, 4393 nt
Organism: Drosophila simulans
Lineage: Eukaryota; Metazoa; Arthropoda; Insecta; Diptera; Drosophilidae
Product: flocculation protein FLO11
Exons: 2
Coding region: 93-4160 (1355 amino acids)
Cellular component (GO): extracellular region
Molecular function (GO): chitin binding
Source: RefSeq, a predicted model, not a curated record